Messenger RNA from Phragmites australis (common reed), 3612 nucleotides. RefSeq lists its product as uncharacterized. Bases 168 to 3305 code for a protein of 1045 amino acids. Gene Ontology annotation, molecular function: calcium ion binding; protein binding. The transcript has 13 exons. NCBI's taxonomy places the organism in Eukaryota, Viridiplantae, Streptophyta, Magnoliopsida, Poales, Poaceae. Gene Ontology annotation, cellular component: plasma membrane; cytoplasm; intracellular membrane-bounded organelle. The record is from RefSeq and is a predicted model, not a curated record. Gene Ontology annotation, biological process: endosomal transport; endocytosis.
AUGGCAAAUAAUGAAUUGCCCCCCCAACCGCUGCCAUCGCGGAGGGAGAAGAGUCUCGUGCUCCUGCAGCCCGCCGCGACAGGCUCCCCCGAGAUCUCCACCGCCCGCCGCGGCAGAUCCACCCAUCAGCACCCCCACCGGCGAGGUACCCCGCUCGGAUUCCGGCGAUGGCGGGGAUGGAGGCCUUCGAGGCCUACUUCCGCCGCGCGGAUUUGAACCAGGACGGCCGCAUCAGCGGCCAGGAGGCUGUCUCCUUCUUCCAGGGCGCCAACCUGCAGCAGCAAGUCCUCGCCCAGGUAUGGAUGCACGCCGAUCAGAACAAGACCGGGUUCCUUGGCCGGCCGGAGUUCUUCAACGCGCUGCGCCUGGUCACCGUGGCGCAGAGCGGGCGGCAGCUCACGCCUGAGAUAGUGCAGUCGGCGCUGUAUGGUCCUGCCGCGGCUAGAAUUCCAGCUCCGAAGAUAGCCACAGGGCCGACUCCUCCGCAGAUGAGUGCGGCGGGGGCUCCUAGGCCCCAGGGGAGCGCUGCGAUGACGCCCGCUCCAGGACAGGGCGGAGCAGCGCAGAUGAAUCCGGCUGCUGCUCCAAGGCCCCAGGGAAGUGGUAUGAUGCUGACUUCUACUCAAGUUAGCGCGCCGCAAGUGAACCCUGGAGCUGCUCCAAGACCCCAAGGGAUCAACUCAAUGAUGCCGGCUGCAAGUCAGGGUGGUGCUCUGCAGGCAACUCAAUUUGCUGGACCAAGUGCAAUGCAAUCACAGCCUCCUAACACGGGAUUUAAUCAACAGCCCCCUUCAAGCACCGGUUUCAUGAGGCCACCUCAGGUCGGAGCUCCGGCAACAUCACUUCAAGCUCAAGCACCUGUAAUUAAUCAAGGUCCACUGAGUGGAGGCAGCAUGGGAGGAUCUGUUGGUUGGGGAAGUGGUAAUGUUGGUUCAGUUGGAGGCGCUCCGCAAGUUACACCAGGACCUGCUCCUUCACAGACAACACGAGGUGGAUUUGGCCUUGGAUUGCCUAGUACAAUGGGCAUGGCUCCUGGACAGCAGGCACAAGCAAUGUCCUCGUCGCCUUUGCCUCCUCGUAGCAACAGUGCUGUAUUGCCUCAAGAUUCAAAAGCUUUGAUGCUGUCUGGAAAUGGCCCUGCCAGUAGUUCAGGGUCAAGCACUGACAUAUUCGCUGCUCUUACUCAGCCAAAGCCAAGUGUAUCUGCGCCCUCGCUUCCUACAAGCUUGAUGCCCGGCUCAUCCAGUUUUAUGUCCACACCAACUGGUUCCCAGAACCUGACGAAUCUAGCACAGCUUGGUUCUCUGCAAGGUAGCAGCCAACCUCAACAGACUCAGCCUACCACAAAGCCAACUGAGGAACAGGUUGUUUCUUCUGGGGUUUCUAAUUCAGCUUCCCAAUGGCCGAAAGUUACUCAAUCUGACAUCCAGAAGUACAUGAAAGUCUUUGGGGACGUUGAUAGGGACAGAGAUGGCAAAAUAACUGGUGCAGAAGCGCGCAACCUGUUCCUCAGUUGGAGACUUCCAAGAGAGGUUCUGAAGCAAGUGUGGGACUUGUCUGACCAAGAUAAUGAUGGCAUGCUUUCUCUGAGAGAGUUUUGUAUUGCACUUUAUUUAAUGGAGAGGCAUCGAGCUGGAACUCCUCUGCCUACGGUGCUUCCUGAAUCUCUUAAAUUUGAUCAGACCCUGUUACAAGCAACAGGGUUGCCUUCAACAUCAUACAAUGGCCCAUCAUGGCAACAGAAUCCAGGAUUACCACAAAGGGGCCCUGGAGCAUCUGGGUUGCCUGCUGGUGGUGUGCGGCCACCCUUGCCACCUCAUUUGCAUUCACAGACUGAUGGGGCUAGCAGGCCAGGGCAACCAAGAUCUCACAUGCCUGGUAUGGAUAAUCAUGUGGCAACUCAAGGAAACAAAGAUGACAGAAGUGGAGUGAACCCAGUUGUGCAGGAGGUGGCGGAUGCUCCUAAGAAGGUUGAGGUGGAGAAGCAGAUCCUGGACUCCAGAGAAAAACUGGAGUACUACCGCACAAAGAUGCAAGAUCUUGUCCUGUAUAAAAGUCGAUGCGACAAUAGGCUGAAUGAAAUCACAGAAAGGGCAUCUUCUGAUAAACGUGAGGUGGAAUCAUUGGCUAAGAAAUAUGAAGAGAAGUACAAGCAAGUGGCAGAGUUAGCUUCCAAACUGGCAGUUGAAGAACAUGCAUUUCGUGAUGUUCAGGAGAGGAAAGUUGAGCUGCAUGAUGCGUUAAUUAAAAUGGUACAAUGUGGCAGUGUUGAUGGAUUGCUUCAGGUUCGAGCCGAUCGAAUACAACAUCAAUUAGAGGAGAUGGAGAAAGCUCUUAGCGAACGGUGCAAGCACUUUGGACUGCAUUUCAAGCCAUCUGCAUCAGUUGAGCUUCCUUCUGGUUGGGAACCUGGACCACAAGAGGGAACCAUUGAGUGGGAUGAAGACUGGGAUAAAUUUGAGGAUGAAGGGUUUGGUAUUGUUAAGGAUAACGGUACGAUACAGGAAAACCCAGUUUCUGCUGAAAAUACAAAAGUACCAUCUCUUUGGGAUGAUGGGGAUGUUAUGUCCCCUGUUGCAUCUUCUAAUGGUCAUAUCAAGGAUGAAAGACGUUACAGAAGUGGUGAUCGCGUGUCUGAGAGUGAAAUAGGGUAUGAUUUUGGUGAUGAAUCUGUGAGAAGCCCCGGCAGUGCUGGAAGAAGUGCCUCAGGAAGCCCGUUUAAGUCUUCCCACUUUGGGAUGCAUGAUUCAUCUCCCAGCAAAAAAGAAACCUACAGUGACCAUGGUGGUUCUGAAUCCGUUUUUGGUGACAAGUUUGCUGAUGAAACUUCAUGGAACUUUGAUGAUCAAGAUACCGAAUCUGUUUGGGGUUCUAGUGCACUAAACACUGAAGCUGACCAUCGCGGCCGCACACAUAACAAUUUCUUUGGGUCUGAGGUGGGCUCGCCAAGUGGCGCUAGUGUAUUUGGAAUGAAGAGAAGUUCAUUCUUUGAUGAUUCUGUUCCAAGUACCCCUGCAUACACAUCUGGAUUCUCACCAAAAUUCAGUGAAAGUCGUGAUGAUAGCUCCUCUUAUAACUUUGGGAGCUUUGAUUCGUUCAGAUCCCAAGACAGUGGAUUCCCUCAGGAAAGUCGUUUUUCCAGGUUUGACUCCAUAAGCAGCUCGAAAGGCGAGAAUGUAACAGGAUCUGAUGCAGGGAAUAGCCCAAGAAAUUUUGGUCGGUUUGAUUCUUUUGAUGACGCCGAUCCAUUCGGUUCAAGUGGACCUUUUAAAGCAUCUGGAAGCAGGUCUCCCCCAAAGUUCUGAUAUGCCUAUGCCUUUCCGCUCUUAUUAGAGUCAUCUUGUACGAGUUGAUUUGUCAAUACCAGGCUCGGAUUCUUUGAGAAAACUCCAACGUUUUCAUGCCAUGGAUACCUUUUUGCUCGACAUUUCUGCUGAUUGCCCUGUGUGUAUUUUUUUCUGCCCAUCUCACGUACAAAGGGGACAGGUUUUGGUUAUAUUAUUUGCUUUUUUAAAACUUUUGUUUGUACUUGGUAAAUUAAACCAAGGUUGUUUUUUGUUUAUAGUCUAUAUGUAUGGUGCAACCACUCUCUAAUAUAUUUUUUCUUCAUUA